Aspergillus aculeatus ATCC 16872 is the source of this 1116-nucleotide messenger RNA. Its product is annotated as regulator of G-protein signaling domain-containing protein. The transcript has a single exon. The record is from RefSeq and is a predicted model, not a curated record. NCBI's taxonomy places the organism in Eukaryota, Fungi, Ascomycota, Eurotiomycetes, Eurotiales, Aspergillaceae. Bases 1 to 1116 code for a protein of 371 amino acids.
AUGCUCAAGAAGAGGACUUUACAUCCUCCCAUUCUCUUCCGGCAUCACACUCCCACCACGACGCCUGAACUCUCGCCGACGACCUCUUCAUCGGACAGCGAGUCGGACGAGGACAUGGACUCCCCCCGUCCGCGUCCGCUAAGUCUGACUGUACCCCCUGGCGCAUUUUGUCCCAUGCGUCCCUCUUUAGAUGAGGUGCUUGCGAACACUGCCCCUGCACCCUACACCCUCAGUGCCUUCAUGGCCUAUCUUUCCCAGAAUCAUUGCUUGGAGACUCUCGAAUUCACCCUGGAGGCGAAGCGGUACCGGGAAACCUACAAUGCUCUGAGUCGCCAACUGAACCAAUCUCCUAUUGCCAGUGAAUGUCCCGAAAGCCAACACCUGCGCAUGCUCUGGCAACGACUGUUGACAGCCUACAUCAUCCCGGGUUCCCCGCGUGAGAUCAACGUCUCCAGCGAAGUCCGGGAAGAUAUUCUUCGAUAUGCGAAUCAAACUCCCCCGCCGCCCCCCGAAAUUCUGGACCUUGCCGUGAAACUCGUCCACGACCUGAUGGAAGAGUCGAUCUUCAUCCCAUUCCUGAACGCUCACGCCGCUGCUGCUCACGUCUUCCCCCUAUCCGAGCCACUCUUCCCGCACGAGGAUGUCACUGUCGUUUCCAAUGCGAGUCUCGACGAUCACACGGUUAAGCGGGUUCGUUCGAAGGGUCGCCGCUUAUCGCCCCGUUCCUCCAAAGAAUUAGGCUCCCCGGUCUCCGUCGGGUCCCCGACUGGCCACUCCACCCGGUCGAACUUCUCGUUGAGUGCGAUGACUUCAUCCUUGAGCAAGGCGGGUCAUCGCACAUCAAGUCAUGUUACUAGUGCUAGCGGGGAGUCGGCAUCGGGCAGCGCUUUAACGGAUGAUUCAGGAAGCGUGCAGUCGAAUGUUAGUACAGGUGAACCGAUGACACCGCCGACGACUCCACCCUCGAGUGAACCCAAUAGUAUGCAACUCGGUCACAGUCCGAAGCGGUCCGACAACCCUUGGAAGAAGAUGGGAAUGAAGCUGGGUUUCAAGAAGCGCUCUGGGAACAGUGGUUCCGGCAGCCAUCACUUCAAACUAUCCGGCAUGGACGAAUGA